AUGGAAGAGUACAUUGACCUGGAAAAGGCGCUUGGUGUGGCCAUCAAGGCGGCGCGGAGUGCCGGAGACAUCAUGAGGGAAUUUUACCAACUUCGUCGGGAGGAUACCGCGGCGAAAGUGACGCGGGAAACGAAGGAGGGUAGCUUCCAGACUCCCAGCGGGGCAGACGCCCCGCUCAAGCCAAGCCCGCUGCAGCUGCUCGAUAUCAAGUCGAAGUCGGCCGCAAACGACCUUGUAACGCACUACGAUACCCUCUGCGACGAGACCAUCAUGAAAACCCUGCAGCGCUACGAUGCAAAGGUGGAGAAUGAAAAACAGAAGGCAGGGUUUGAGUUGUUUCAGUUCCGCUUUAUAACAGAGGAGAUUAGCCCCGAUACGCCCCUGACUGAUGACCCGACUUGGAUUGUCGACCCCAUUGAUGGCACCACGGCCUUUGUACACGGGGGCUGUGAGUGCUGCGUCAGUAUUGGCCUCACCAUUAAGAAAAGGACAGUUCUUGCGGUUGUGUACUGUCCCUUUAUUGGGAGCGCACCCCAUAUGAUGUGUGAUUCGAGCCCCACCGCCGUCCCAGUGGGGGAAUUGUACACCGCCAUCCGUGGGAAGGGGGCAUUCCUCAACGGCCAAGCCAUCCGUGUUGCCGCAGACGUCGCGCCAACAACUUCUCUGGUAACGUUUAAUUGUCCCACACGUGUCAAGCUUUCCAUGGAAGAGAUGUCGAAUUGCAAGUCCCAAUGGGAAACCCUUCGGCAGGCAAAACACCAGAGAGCCCUUGAUGCCAAUGGGCACAUUCGCCAGGAGCUUGCUCUGAUUCCGGUGCAGGGCAUCCGCAGCUAUGGCGCUUGUGCCUUUAUUCUCGCACAGAUUGCCGCAGGGCGCGUGGAUCUGUACAUGGAACCUGCGGGCAUGAUAUGGGAUGUUUGCGCAGGAAGUCUUUUGGUAACGGAAGCCGGUGGUGUUGUACAGAACAUGUGGGGUCGUGAGUUUGGAAUGGAGGGCACCACUACGAUUGUCGCGGCGGCGAAUGAGGCACUCGCCAAGUACGGAGUCAAACUCUGUAAGGAGGUGAAUUAUGCGGAUUUUUGGAAACCGUGA
Molecule: messenger RNA, 1092 nt
Organism: Trypanosoma rangeli
Lineage: Eukaryota; Euglenozoa; Kinetoplastea; Trypanosomatida; Trypanosomatidae
Product: myo-inositol-1 phosphatase
Exons: 1
Coding region: 1-1092 (363 amino acids)
Biological process (GO): signal transduction; phosphatidylinositol phosphate biosynthetic process; inositol metabolic process
Molecular function (GO): inositol monophosphate 1-phosphatase activity
Source: RefSeq, a predicted model, not a curated record